Messenger RNA from Phalacrocorax carbo (great cormorant), 2384 nucleotides. Lineage: Eukaryota; Metazoa; Chordata; Aves; Suliformes; Phalacrocoracidae. The record is from RefSeq and is a predicted model, not a curated record.
CCCCGGGCGGGCGGCAUGCCGGGAGCGGCGGGGCGGGCCCGGCCGGGGCUGGCGGCCGCUGGCCUGCGGGAACGGCCGGGCCGGGGCCGGCCUGGGGAGUCCCGGCGGCCCCCGGAGCGGAGGCGGGGAUUCCCCCGGCCGCGGGCGGGACGGCCGGGCGAGCCGGCGGCUCGGAGCGGCGCAGGAAAAUGUUUUCAUAGGAUGGAGUUAGAGCACCUGAAGAGGCUGCGGCAGGCCAACCAGGACCUUCUGCAAAGGCUCAGAAUGCAGCAGGAGGAGAUCCGAAAAAGGCUUCCCAGCAAGCCACUCUUUCCAGAAUCUCUUCCUAAUAGAACAGCUACUGGAAGACCUGUCCCCUUGCCCAAGAGAGGGAAGGAAAACCAGGUCAAUGCUGCGAAGUCUACAGCUGACCCUGCGACGUUGGUGUCUGUGGAACCCGGAGCUUACGCAGCCAGAGCAGCCUUUUCUUCGUCUCUUAAACACAACAACAAUGACAGAGGGGUACAGCAACCACAGGCGAAGAUUCAGGAAGCAGUAGGUUUGGAUUCCAGCUUUCCUGGGAAAGAGAAGAAUGUUAUGCCAGUGUCUGCAAUCAUUACGUGUGGCAGAGAAGCUUCCGGAGUGGAUAGAGAUGGCUGCGCUCGAGGAAGUCCAGAGGAAGAAUCCUUCCUUCUGGGCCAUGGAGACUACAGAAAACAGUCUGCUCUGCUACAUGGUUUCCAUGAGAAAAAGCAGCUUAAGGGUCAUCUGGACCCAUCACUGAGCAGCGUACCAAGUGAAGAGACCGGCAAGGGGCGUGUGAUCAUUAGAGAGCCCAUAAUCCCUGAAUCACUCUUGCUGACAUCUCAGUCCAAAGAGUUGAAAAAGGAAGCUGGGCAUGUGGCUUUUCAGUCUGACCCCGAAGAAUAUACCAUACCUGUGAGCAGCUGGUCCGUACGUCCUUUCCUGGGCUAUGACUGGAUUGCAGGGCUCCUGGAUACAAACUCUUCAGUAGCAGAAAAAUCUGACCAAUACUUUGCUGAGCUGCACGAGUUCCGACAGGCCAACAAAGCAGCGUGUAUUCCUGAGCAGCACCUGGAGUGGAAGGCCCUGGAUUACAUGGUUCCUGAGCAAGAUCCAGAUUUGAUAAGCAGUUCCCAUAAGUGUGUUUACUGUUACCGAUUAAACCGGCGCCUCUUCACUGUCCCUGUGGAUUCAGAAUCUGCCUGCCCUGUGUGCAAAAUCCCACGUACUCGCCAGCCCCUAGAGGUACUGGAAGAGCCAGCCUAUGUCAGGGUCAGCAUUCCCCGGUCUACCCUUAUGCCUGCCUACAAAUACAAAGCCCAUCGCAGGAAGAGCCUUGAACCAACAGACAAUCUAGCACUGCCUUCGCACUGCCUGGCUGGCUGGGAAAAUAUCAUCCCUUCCUGCAACCCCACGCUCAGCAGUUUGGAUCUGCGAGCUUCACUGGAAGAUAAGCCUUCUCACCAUCCUCACCUGAACUCCGUGUCCAGAGUGUCAGGAGGAACCAGAACUGACCAGCUUCUGAACCUGACCCACUCAACACACUUUGGAUUUAGCAGUGCUUCUCAGCAGAGCGAGCAAGGCAAACCUGGAUGCUACAGAGCAGCUCCAAAUUUAAAUCCGACUGCCUCAACUCUGUGAACCACUGACCUGAUUGUCCCAGGGAAGGGAUGGGCACGGGGCGUAGAAACUACUCUAUUUGGAUAAAAAUAAAUCUUUGAACACAUUUUUCCUAGUUUUCAUAGUCAUGCACAUACAUGAGCAACCAAUACACACAGCUGAGUGUAUGAACUCUCAUCUAUGCUUUUUAACUUUUCUUUUUUGCUUUUUUGCAGCUACUUGUAAGCAGAUGCAUGGGCUUUCCCACCUGGGGCUGGAUAAAGUGAUGUGUACAGGAUGAGUAACUAGUACUGUUGCCACGAGGACAGCUGUAGCAACAGGGUUCAUCUGCCACCUCACUUAAGUAAAGCAGAAGUGUAAUGUUAACUCUGAAUGCCAGGGUGAGGAACUGGCUAUGAAUGGCCUGAUUCAGUGGAAAGCAUACAAAUACGUUCAUUUCCAGAUGUUUGAAACAUGAUGCAUAAUUUGCUAAUGCCUUAAACUUGAGUUACUCGAUAAUUUAGUUUAAAAAAAUCCAGCUUAUUUUCAGUGCAAUGCCUGUAGCUACAGGGUGCGUUAUAUCGGAGUAAUUAUGAAUGUGAAAAAGCGUGUUAAAGUCAAAUGAGGUUUUAUUAAUAAAAAAAUCUAGGUAAUGCCUUAAAAUGUUUGCAAAUUAUGCUUGCCUCUGUUUUUCCAAGUUUUUUGGAGAUAAACCAAAAAACAUUUUGGGGUUUUUAAGUUGUACCAAAACAAAAGAUAUUACAUAGUGUGAUUUGCUUGAA